Messenger RNA from Didymosphaeria variabile, 2691 nucleotides. RefSeq names its product chloride channel (gene GEF2). The record is from RefSeq and is a predicted model, not a curated record. Gene Ontology annotation, molecular function: voltage-gated chloride channel activity. The coding region runs from base 1 to 2691 and encodes 896 amino acids. The transcript has 5 exons. Gene Ontology annotation, cellular component: early endosome; membrane; Golgi apparatus. Lineage: Eukaryota; Fungi; Ascomycota; Dothideomycetes; Pleosporales; Didymosphaeriaceae. Gene Ontology annotation, biological process: chloride transport; transmembrane transport.
AUGUCCAGCUCUUCAUCAAACCAGUCCGCCCACGGACAGGCCGAAGCGUCCUCCAGCCGAUCCCAAGCGAACAGGCAGCCGGUCGUCGAGGAUGAGCUCAGCGAGGAGUACGGCCUCUUAGAUGAGGACCCGUUGGGAAACGCACUACCAGAGCAAGUAUCGUUCAAGCGCAAGCAAAAGGCCACCGCAUCCACUUUCGGUCUGUCUCGCUUCCUCUCGUCACCGCUUAGUGCAGCCAAAGACCGCGCCUCUCCCAUUCCACGGGCCCCAAAUACGCGCGCCCAUCACCUGAGGUCGAGCUCGGGCGCAAAUGACUCCACAGAGCUCAUCCUAAACUACCUCGAUACGCCCGCCGACGCCGGCGAGCAACUUCAAGACACAAAAGAUGCCAACGGGCUCGACUGGUAUGUCGAAGGUCCUGGGCGCCGUGUAGGCUACGAUGAUCUUACAGCCAUCGACUGGAUUUUCGAAUAUGCGAAGGAGCGGCAACGGCUGAGAUAUCUAUAUUCCAGCGCGUCAGGCAUACUCGGGCAUAUCAAGCAAAUUGCGGAUGCGAGUCAGAUAUGGAUUAUCUUAAUUGCGGCCGGCGUGCUCUGCGGCGGUAUUGCAGCCUUCAUUGACGUUGCAAGCGACUGGUUGGGCGAUUUGAAAACCGGAUAUUGCAGCAAUGUAAAUGGGGAUGGGAGGUUCUAUUUGAACAAAGGCUUUUGCUGUUGGGGCUAUACCGAGUAUGCGAAGUGUAACGAUUGGCAUCCUUGGAGCACGGCGAUGGGAAUCCGGUCCGUGGGCGGUGGCUGGAUCGUGGAGUAUAUUCUUUUCGUAUUGUUUUCGGUUCUGUUUGCAGCUUGCGCGAGCCUUCUUGUGCGCGAAUUCUCAACUCAUGCGAAACAUAGCGGUAUCGCAGAGAUCAAGACGGUUCUUGGUGGCUUUGUCAUACGACGUUUUCUGGGCGUUUGGACCUUGGUUAUCAAGACCUUGGGUUUGUGUCUGGCGGUUGCAUCGGGCCUUUGGCUAGGCAAGGAAGGCCCACUGGUUCACGUCGCGUGUUGUUCCGCAAAUCUCUUCAUGAAACUAUUUCCUAAUAUCAAUAAUAAUGAGGCACGAAAACGAGAAGUACUUUCCGCUGCGGCUGCGGCCGGUAUAUCGGUUGCAUUCGGCUCUCCUAUUGGCGGAGUGCUGUUCAGUCUCGAGCAGCUAUCCUACUACUUCCCUGACAAGACCAUGUGGCAGAGCUUCGUCUGCGCCAUGGUUGCAGCGGUCACCCUGCAAGCACUCAAUCCUUUCAGGACAGGCAAGCUCGUCUUGUACCAGGUCACCUAUCAUAGCGGGUGGCACGAUUUCGAGCUGGUUCCGUUCGCUUUUCUUGGAGUCCUCGGUGGCUUAUACGGAGGAAUGUUCACCAAGCUCAACAUGCGGGUCGCUGAGUGGCGGAACCACCGAACAUACUUGAAAGGUCCCGUCACCGAAGUUGUCGUCGUCGCCGUCGCGACAGCUAUGAUUAACUACCCUAUCAAAUUCAUGCGCGCCCAGGCUUCUGAGCUCGUAUACUUCCUCUUCGCCGAAUGCGUCGACCUGACAGACGAUACGCUAGGUCUCUGCAAGGCAGGCAAAGCCAACACUGGCGUUGUAGCCCUACUUCUCAUCUCAGCAGGCCUCGGUAUCAUUCUUGCAAGCUUCACAUUCGGCCUUCAGAUUCCAGCCGGCAUCAUCCUUCCCUCCAUGGCCAUCGGCGGUCUCUACGGCCGCGCCGUGGGCCUCUCAAUCGAACAAUUUCAACAGGCCUGGCCCAGCCUCUUCAUCUUUGGCUCUUGUGAGCCAGACGUCCCCUGCGUUACACCCGGCACUUAUGCUAUUAUCGGCGCCGCUUCCGCCCUUGGGGGUGUAACUCGCAUGACCGUCUCUCUCGUAGUCAUUAUGUUCGAGCUAACAGGCGCACUCACCUAUGUACUCCCUAUCAUGAUCGCGGUCAUGAUAAGCAAGUGGGUCGGCGACGCCAUCUCUCCACGCGGCAUCUACGAGUCCUGGAUUCACUUCAACGGCUACCCGUUCCUCGACAAUCGUGACGACAACAGCUCGUCCAUCCCAGAUGUACCCGCUGCCCAGGUCAUGACCCGCAUCGACGACCUCAUCACUAUCACCGCUACGGGACAUACCAUCGCCUCUCUCCGCCAGCUGCUAUCGCAGCACCGCUUCAGGGGUUUCCCAGUCAUAGACAGCUCUCAGGACGCGCUCCUUCUAGGUUACAUUUCCCGGACCGAACUCGCAUUCGCUCUUAAGUCUGCACUAUCCACACCACGCAAUCUCUCACCUGAGACAGAAGCCCAUUUCUCUCAUCAGCCGCUCGCCGACCCGACGACGUCACUUGAUUUGCGGCCUUGGAUGGACCAAACACCCAUAACGCUGAACUCUAAAGCGAGCUUCCAGCUCACAUAUGCCAUGUUCAUGAAGUUGGGACUACGAUAUGUAGUCUUCACAGAAAGAGGAACGCUAAAGGGGCUGCUAACGAAGAAGGAUGUGUGGUUUGUGCUCGAUGGAGUAGAAGACAGGGAGGCAUAUGAGGACGAUGCGGUUGGUGGAGGGAGAGGCGUUGGGCGUGUGCAACCUGAGGAUGAGGAAGACGAAGGGAGGGGGCUAUUAGCUGGGGAGGAUGCUGGAGAUACGAGAUUGGGUGGGAGGGAGGAGGUUACGUAG